UUUCUCUCUCUCCAUCUCUCUUUCCCUCUCACAUACAGUUUGUCUACUGUGAUAAAUCAUGCCUGCUCAAGUGAUGCAAGAGAAAACCCUUCAAAGCAUUCAUGUCUUGGGAAGGGAAAAGUCGACAGAAAACAGCGCUCGCUCUCCGGGAAGAUUGGAGGGAAGAGUUGCAAUAGUCACAGGCGGUGCACGAGGAAUUGGAGAGGCCACAGUAAGACUUUUUGCAAGACAAGGUGCCAAAGUAGUCAUUGCUGAUGUUGAGGAUGCUCUUGGAACUUCGCUCGUAAACUCAUUAGCCCCUUCAGUUUCCUUUGUUCAUUGUGAUGUUGGCUUAGAAAAAGACAUUGAGAACCUGAUAAACUCCACGAUUUCUCAAUAUGGUAAGUUAGAUAUUCUUUUCAACAAUGCUGGGGUGCUUGGAAAUCAAUCAAAGAACAAGAGCAUUGUUGAUUUUGAUGUAGACGAAUUUGACCGUGUCAUGCAUGUGAAUGUUAGAGGAAUGGCACUAGGAAUUAAGCACGCAGCACGAGUGAUGAUUCCUAGAGGAGGUGGGUGUAUUAUUUCCACAGCUAGUGUGGCUGGUGUCAUGGGAGGGCUUGGUCCUCAUGCUUACACAGCUUCAAAGCAUGCCAUUGUUGGACUCACAAAAAACACAGCUUGUGAGCUUGGCCGGUAUGGAAUUCGAGUUAAUUGCAUUUCUCCAUUUGGGGUGGCCACAUCUAUGCUUGUUAAUGCCUGGAGAAGUUGUGGCGAAGAGGAAGAUUCCUUGAAUUUUGGAUUGCCUAGUGAAAAGGAAGUGGAGAAGAUGGAGGACUUUGUUAGAGGGCUGGCUAACCUAAAAGGUCCAACUCUAAGGGCUAGAGAUAUAGCUGAAGCUGCUCUUUAUCUAGCUAGCGAUGAAUCAAAGUAUGUCAGUGGUCAUAAUCUUGUUGUGGAUGGUGGAAUCACAACUUCAACAAAUUGUGUUGGGUUGUAAUACUUAGAGAAUGUAUCUCUCUCUCUAUCUCUCCCUUUUUACUUCUUUUUUUCCUCCACUUGUAGCUCAGUUGUUGACAAAGCCUUGUGUGAGGAUUCCAUUCAAUCAAUUAAAUUAGUUUUCA
Molecule: messenger RNA, 1100 nt
Organism: Populus euphratica (Euphrates poplar)
Lineage: Eukaryota; Viridiplantae; Streptophyta; Magnoliopsida; Malpighiales; Salicaceae
Product: short-chain dehydrogenase reductase 2a-like
Exons: 2
Coding region: 59-976 (305 amino acids)
Molecular function (GO): oxidoreductase activity, acting on the CH-OH group of donors, NAD or NADP as acceptor
Source: RefSeq, a predicted model, not a curated record